AUGCUGUCUACAAAUCAGCUGCAAUUAGCUUUUCAGGCAGAUCUCAUAGAUGUUGUGUGUGUCAAUCGAUACUACGGCUGGUACAUUGACAUGGGCAAGCUGGACUGGAUUAACCAAAGUGUAUACUGGGAUAUCACACAGUGGUCGGACAAGUAUAAACGACCCAUAUUGGUAACAGAAUACGGUGCUGAUAGUCUUCCAGGUUUGAAUCAGGAGCCGUCUGUGGACUUUUCCGAGCAGUAUCAAAAUGAUCUCAUUGUACGAACGCAUCAUGCGUUCGACGUUCUCCGUAGUGAACAUCGACUUGCUGGAGAGAUGAUAUGGAACUUCGCCGACUUCAUGACCGGCAUGACAACAACCCGAGCUGUCGGCAAUCACAAAGGGGUGUUUACUAGGACACGGCAAGCAAAAAUGGCUGCCUAUACGCUCAGAAAUCGAUACUUGUCGCUCUUUAACCAAACGGAUUUGGAGAUAUGGAAAUAA
Molecule: messenger RNA, 483 nt
Organism: Cooperia oncophora
Lineage: Eukaryota; Metazoa; Nematoda; Chromadorea; Rhabditida; Trichostrongylidae
Source: the annotation of a GenBank genome assembly